Messenger RNA from Prunus armeniaca (apricot), 237 nucleotides. NCBI's taxonomy places the organism in Eukaryota, Viridiplantae, Streptophyta, Magnoliopsida, Rosales, Rosaceae. The record is from the annotation of a GenBank genome assembly.
AUGGCGCUUGGUGAUAUUGAAGCUGUAGUUGAAAGCUUCAAAAAGGCAUUGGAUCUGGAGCCAACUGAUUGUUUGUCUCUCACUGAAAAGGCAUUGGAUUGCGUCCUUAUAUCCAGGCCUUUGCGAUUGCUUCAGGUGAAAACUAUGGGACAAUUGGAGGUGGUUUUUGCAAAGGAUAUCGGAUAUCUUGUUGGGCUUUUUUGGGCUUAUUUUAAGUUAAUAAAUGGCAGAAUGUAA